Molecule: messenger RNA, 1741 nt
Organism: Lolium rigidum
Lineage: Eukaryota; Viridiplantae; Streptophyta; Magnoliopsida; Poales; Poaceae
Product: glucan endo-1,3-beta-glucosidase 14-like
Exons: 4
Coding region: 207-1385 (392 amino acids)
Biological process (GO): carbohydrate metabolic process
Cellular component (GO): plasma membrane
Molecular function (GO): hydrolase activity, hydrolyzing O-glycosyl compounds
Source: RefSeq, a predicted model, not a curated record
CGACAGACGACGCGCUCUCUCUGACCACACACACACACACACACGCACGCGAUCGAGCGGGAGAGCAUCGAAAGGUCUGCAUUAGCGCGAGACCCUGCCGGCCGGCCGGUCUCGAUCGCAGCCUCAUCAGCUCUUGGCUGGCCUACUCAUCAUCCCUGCCGGGAAUCGGAGCCAGCUACGCCGCUGCGCAGUCGAGCAGUCCGGCCAUGGCCGCGGCGAAGCCGUCGAGGGCUGGACCGUCGCCGCCGCUGCCUCGCUGCUUCCUCCUCGUCUUCACCAUCCUCCUCGCAGCACCAGCACAUGAGGCGAUGGCAGCAGCACUGUCGAUCGGGAUCAACUACGGGCAGAUCGCCGACAACCUCCCUUCCCCAUCCCGGGUGUCGUCGCUCGUCCGGUCGAUGCAGGUGAGCAAGGUGAAGCUCUACGACGCCGACCAGAACGUGCUGCGCGCGUUCCUCAACACGGGCGUGGAGUUCGUCAUCGGCAUCGGGAACGAGAACGUGUCGGCAAUGCUGGACCCGGAAACCGCGCAGGCGUGGGUCCAACACCACGUCCGGCCGUACCUCCCCAGCACCCGGAUCACCUGCAUCACCGUCGGGAACGAGGUGUUCAAGGGCAACGACACCGCCCUCAAGGACAACCUCCUGCCGGCCAUGAAGUCCGUUUACGGAGCCCUCGGCACCCUGGGGCUGCAAGGACAGGUGAACGUCACCACGGCGCACUCCCUGGACAUCAUGGGAAGCUCCUACCCUCCCUCCGCCGGUGCCUUCCGGCCUGACGUCGCGCCCUACAUCACCCCGCUCCUCGACUUCCUGUCGGCGGCGAGGUCGCCAUUCCUCAUCAAUUGCUACCCGUACUUCGCCUACAAGGACGACCCUGCCGGCGUGCCGCUAGAGUACGUGCUAUUCCAGCCCAACGCCGGGGUCACCGACCCGGCCACGGGGCUCAACUACGACAACAUGCUCUAUGCCCAGGUGGACUCCGUCUACGCCGCCAUCCAGGCGCUAGGCCACACCGACGUCGACGUGAAGAUCUCCGAGACCGGCUGGCCAUCCAGGGGCGACCCCGACGAGGCCGGCGCCACGCCGCAGUACGCCGGGAUCUACAUCGGGAACCUGCUGCGGAGGAUCGAGAUGAAACAGGGGACGCCGCUCAGGCCGGCGGUACCGAUAGACGUCUAUGUGUUCGCGCUGUUCAACGAGAACCUUAAGCCUGGGCCAGCCUCCGAGAGGAACUACGGGCUCUUCUACCCUGACGGCACACCGGUCUACAAUGUCGGCCUGCGCGGGUACCUGCCGCCCAUGGACGAGUCGAAUGGCGCGCGAACGGUGAUUCACUUGUUUGCCCUCAUCACCAUAGCAUCCAUCACCGUCAUGUUAUCUUGAUAGUAUAUACUGAUGACCACUUCACGCAGUAAAGCGGACCAAGAUGCUGAGCCUGAGAAUCGCUUGCAGCUAGGGAUUCCACGUGCAGAUCACAAUAACUUUUCUCCAUGAUGGUUGUGAUCAUCAGAAACACACAGCGUGGCCUCGCAAUUACUGUGAAGUUAGAUUCAUACUGACGAUGAGGUAGAACUAACUACUUGGACAUAAUACAUAGCCGAUGUUUGUACAAACAACAUUGUUUUUAUAGGACUGAUUCAUUCUGUAGAUAUCUCUCCUAUGAAACUGUAUAGUAUUUGCAUACGAGUGUACAAAACUACAGGAGAUAAAUCAAGGCACAGACCAAGGCUGCCAAUUGU